AUGGUCUUGGGUGUAGCUUUCGAAAAAUUAUUUUCGGAAUUGUACAAGACAGUGAAGGAUGUGGUGAUCAAAAACCUUGAGUUCGAUGCUAUUCUCGAUCGCCUCAAAUCCACGCUAGCGGUAUUAAAGCCUUUGAUCAGAGAAAUACAAAGGGAAAAUAGAGAAUUGGAUCGCCCAGAAGAGGAAAUUCCGACAGGCUUGAUUGAAAAGAUGAAGAAAGGCGCUUCUCAAGUUAAGGAGUACUCGAAGCUCCCGCGGUGGAAAUUCAUCUCGAGAUUCAUGUACGCAAACGAACUUUUCGUGGUUGGUCUUCCUGCGCGGUUCCUCGACACCAAGGUGGACUUCAUCAUUGGGUUUGAGGUGCCUUUGAAGGAGUUGAAAUUGCAUCUACUCAAGAAGGAGCUGAAUAUGCUUGUGGUGACUGCUCCCCCAGGAUGCGGGAAAACCACUUUGGUGACAAUGCUAUGUCACGAUGAGCAAAUUAAAGAAUACCUUCUUGAGAAGUUUAUUAAGAUUUCAAAAAUGCCAAAUUGCAAGAUUCUGGUGACUUCGAGAACUACUUUUACAAGAUUUGACUUUACAUACAAAUUGAAAAAAUUAAGUCCUGAAGAUGCAAUGAAACUUUUUCGACACUCAGCAAACUUGACAGAGAACAGGUCUCAAAAUCCGAAGAAAGUUAUCAAAAAGAUUGUGAAAAGCUGUGGGGGGUUCCCAUGGGCACUUGAAGUGGUCGGGAGAUCACUCCGAAGGCGUUCUGCUUCAGUCUGGCUCAGUAGAGAGACGAAAUGGUCUAGUGAUCCUAUUAAUGGUUCUAAAAAGGAAUGUUUGUUUGUUUGUCUCGGGCAAAGCUUAGAUUUCAAAGACAAUGAGAUCAUCAUCCAGAAAUGUUUCAUGGACCAUGGAUUGUUUCCUGAGGACCAAAAGAGACUCGCUGCAACCCUGAUUGAUAUGUGGUUAGAAUUAUAUGAUCUAGGUCUAGAUGUUCGUGCCAUCAAAACACCAGAUGACAUCGCCAUCUGGAAUCUGGUAUGUACUGCUUUGUCGGAGUUGCCACAAUCAAUCAGAAGCCACCAUAACUUAAACCUUCUUGAUAUAUCUGCCUGCCUAAGCAUUAUCAAGUUGCCCGAACACAUUGGAAAGUUGCGUAAUUGGAAAGCGUUUCACAUGAAGGGUGCUUGA
Molecule: messenger RNA, 1179 nt
Organism: Juglans regia (Persian walnut)
Lineage: Eukaryota; Viridiplantae; Streptophyta; Magnoliopsida; Fagales; Juglandaceae
Product: probable disease resistance protein At5g66900
Exons: 5
Coding region: 1-1179 (392 amino acids)
Biological process (GO): defense response to fungus
Molecular function (GO): ADP binding
Source: RefSeq, a predicted model, not a curated record